Myzus persicae (green peach aphid) is the source of this 3920-nucleotide messenger RNA. RefSeq names its product bumetanide-sensitive sodium-(potassium)-chloride cotransporter-like. The transcript is spliced from 17 exons. The record is from RefSeq and is a predicted model, not a curated record. Gene Ontology annotation, molecular function: sodium:potassium:chloride symporter activity. NCBI's taxonomy places the organism in Eukaryota, Metazoa, Arthropoda, Insecta, Hemiptera, Aphididae. Gene Ontology annotation, cellular component: membrane. The coding region runs from base 587 to 3295 and encodes 902 amino acids. Gene Ontology annotation, biological process: potassium ion homeostasis; sodium ion homeostasis; sodium ion transmembrane transport.
GUGCAAUCCUUUCCUCAUUGGUGUGUAUCGGAUACACGCCAAGUCAAGGUUUAACGAUACGUUUAUGAUUGAAUAUUGUACAGUGCAUCGUAAGUACCGCUGGUAGGGUAUUUGUUUCGUUUUGUAGAGCCUCCGGUCGAACUGGGCGUGUGUGAGGAGAUGUGGGUAUUCUUUAUGUGUUGCUAGUGUAUUUAAGGAACUCAUGUAUAAAACUAAUGCGUAUUUAUAUAAGUAAUAUGUAUAUACUGUCCUCUGCCAUCAUGCAUAGUUCGCCAUAACUAAUUAUCUUGUGCUUGAUAUUUAAGUAUACUGUGGAAAUACUUUAUACUACCCAAUAAUUAUACAUUUUAUGCCUAGUCUGUUUUAAUCAUAAUUUUAAUUAUUUAGCCUCCAGAGACAUGUGCGUAUGCAAAUAUUCCAUUGCUUUUAUCUAUUGUGAAGAUCUCGUGAACUUUUCCAGUAUAAUAGUAGUAUGUUCAAUGUUUUUGUAUGAGUUAUUAAAUUAAGUAAUAUAAUGACUUAAUUACCAUACGGUGUACAUUACAUGGGGCCCCACAUUAUUAAACAGCAGUUAUAAUUUUGAAACAUGCCAGAAUACGGUGAAAUUAAAAACAAAAGUCGUCCGUGGAUUGAUCAGAUUCAAUCGUUCAAUGAAUUUUAUCGGGAAGAAGAAAACAAAGUAGAAGUUAGCCCAAGAAUAAAACUGGGAUGGGUCAAAGACGUGUUGAUUCCAUGUCUACUCAGCAUCUGGGGCAUGAUGCUUUUCUUGCAGAUGCCGUGGAUUUUAGGACAAGCUGGAAUAUUUCAUUCAAUUAUUAUUAUUUUUAUUUCACUGAUUAUUAUUCUAAUCACCACUUUCUCAUUAUCAGCGAUCAGUACGAAUGGAAAAGUAAAAGGAGGGGGUCUUUAUUUCAUUAUUUCACGAACAAUUGGUCCGGGAUUCGGAGCGUCCAUUGGUAUCCUAUUAGCAUAUGCGAACAUGGUUUCUGCGGCUAUGAACAUAUUCGUAUUUUCCUCCUUUCUAUGUGCAUCUCUACAACCAAUCAUAGAUAUGAAUGAAAUACUACAUUCAGAAUUAAAAUUCAACGUAUUAGCAAUCUCAAGUAUAAUAACGAUGAGUAUACUUUGUUGUAUCAGCAUGGAUAAAGAAAAAAGAGUACAAAAUGCUCCCCUGAUAGCUAUAAUUUUCGCUAUUUUUAACGUUAUUAUUGGCGCAUAUAAUGGUCCAAAAAAUACCUUGGCCCAGGCAGAAGGUUUCACUGGACUUGACAUGAAAACCUUCAAACAAAAUUGGUAUCCAAACUAUAGGCCUGAAUAUUACGGUCAACAAUCUUUUUUUACAAUUUUCGCAUGUUUCUUUCCAUGUGUAACUGGUAUACACAAUGGAGUAAAAUAUUCAUCGGAAAAACUUAAAGAUCCUAGUACUUCAAUACCAAAAGGAACAUUAUUAUCGAUUCUUAUUACUACAACUACGUAUAUUGUAUUAAUAGUAGUUACUGGAUCAGUUCAAUUGAGAGAAGCGAGUGGCAUUGAAAACGAAUUUCAAAAUGGAAAUUUUUCAAAUUGUUCGGAAAGAUUUUGCCCUAGUGGAUUGUACAAUAACGUUCAUGUAUUCCGGUCGAUUUCGUUAUGGCCGUAUACUGUAAUCAUCGGUUAUUUAGCAGCUUCCAUUAGUAAUGCUGCAUCCGCAUUAACAUUUGUUCCAAAGUUGUUACAAAGAAUGGGGCAAGAUGAUGUUUAUCCACUUCUCAAGUAUUUAGCAAAAGGUUAUGGAAAAAGAAAUGAACCCUAUCGGGCACAUGUUUUAGCCAUGAUUGUGACAACAAUAAUAUAUUGUUUUAUAUAUUUAUAUAUAGGAACUUUUUAUAGUAUUUGCUCAUGGAUCUCAGUUAUGUAUUUAUCUGCAUACGCUAUGUUAAAUUUGUGUACAUUUCAUGUUGCAUAUUUUAAGCCUUUAGGCUGGAGGCCAACAUACAAGUUUUAUAACAAAUGGUUAAGUCUUGCUGCAUCUAUAACCUGUAUUUUAGUAAUGAUAAUUAUUGGUAAAAUGAAGUCAACAAUUGUUGGUUGUGCUGUAUGUAUUUUGUACAUACUUGCUGGUAGAAAAAAUGAAGUGAUAAAUUGGGGAUCUUCUAUGCAAACACAACAAAUAAAAACAGUUGUAAGAAACGUGUACAAAGCCGAUACCAUUCAAUACCAUACCAAAAAUUAUUUACCUAAUUUGAUUGUGUUUACGGGAAAACCUGAGUCAAGAAAAAAAUUAGUUUCUUUAGCUCAUUUGAUAACAAAGAAUAAUGGUGUACAAAUGUGUGUCAAUGUUGAAAAGAUAUCGCUUACACCAAGACAAAAGAAAAUAUGCCUUGAUGAAGGAAAUCAGUGGCUAAGAAGUUCUGGAAUAAAAUCCCUUUAUGUUGUCAUUGAUAACAUAGAAUUGGACUUAGCAACGCAUAUGAUACAUAGCUGUGGACAUGGACAAUUAAGACCAAAUAUAGCAAUGGUUGGAUACAAGUCUGAUUGGUUAAAUUGUCCGUAUCAAGAUCUUCAAACUUAUUUAAAUAUUUUCAAUGUGGCAAAUAUGAAUAACAUGUCAACAAUCAUGGUCCGUGUGUCAUCAACUGAGAGUUAUGAUGAUCAGAAUUUAUUAACUCAAGAUGUUAAGCAUAAAAAUGAAGAAAUCCCGAGUAAAACCCAAGCAAAUCAAAAUAUUAUAAAUCAACAAAAGGUGGCUGAUUGCAUUGUAAAAAUAAAGAACGAGGAAUUUUCAUUCGAGCAGAAAAAACGAAAUCAUGGAACAGUAGAUGUGUGGUGGUUGUACAACGAUGGAGGUUUAUCGCUAAUCAUUGCAUUUAUAAUAAAACAUACGUGGAAAAAUUGUAAAUAUCGAAUUUAUGGAGUUACAAACAAAGUUGAAUGUUUGUCUGAAGAAAAACACAAGUUAAAACAAUUGUUAUCACUGUAUCGAAUUGAUUUCGACUACUUGGAUAUAAUUUUAGCAAACACUGCUAGUCCAACAACAAUGACAUAUUUCAAUUCUUUAUUGGAACGCACAGAUACCAAAAUGAAUCAAUUUGAUGAUUUCAAUUUACAAAAACAACAUAUAGCAGAAACAUUGUUUUUGAGAGAUUUAAUGGAAUUACAUUCAUUUAAUUCUGAUCUUAUUAUCUUAACGACUCCACAAAAUAACGAGGAAAUCAAUAUAAUAUUCAUGUGUUGGAUAGAAACGAUUUCUAGAGGGUUACCACCAUGUAUUAUAAUCAAUGGGAGUACUCAGCCAGUUCUUACCGUCAAUGCUUAACCCAUAAACAAACUUAAUAUGCAUACAUUUUCCUUUAAUUAUGUAUACAAUCACGUACUAUUAAAUUUCUUUUCAGAUUAAUGGAUAUGUAGACAUUGCGAAGUUUUUUCCUUUUACUUGGGGCUAAAUUUAACUAAGAUCAUUAAUCCAAACAAUUUCGAAAUCUUAAUUUUAUUACGUGACAUAGACGUGAUGUCUUAAACUCGAAAGAAUACAUUUGCAUUUCUCUAACACGGCCAAGUCGAAAAUAGAAAAAAUAUUGAAACAUCACAGAGAAGUUGAAUGUGCUCCAAGCCUCAAUAUCAACCCUAACUCUGUCUAUACGACUCAAUUAGACUAAUUCUUCGGUCUUCCGAAUACGCCUGUGGUAAAUUAUUAUUUUAUAAGAAGUAAUUAUAAUCACAAAUAUUGUUCCAUAUACCCAGGAUUAUUUCACUUAUCCACUUAUAAAAAUAAAACAUUUUAUUUUGAACACAACAGAAUUUUAUAAUUUGAAAUAAAAAAAAGUGGGUUAUUGGAUAUCGCUCUACCAUACAUUAAGUGUCUAAGACUCUAAGAAGUACAGUAAUGGAUGGUAUUAAAUUCGAAUUGAAUGAUAUCAAAUCAUUGUAUAUUUGUAUACUAA